AUGCAGCCCCAACCCCAGAAAAAUGCUCGGACGGAAUGGCUAUUUGUUUUCGAUCGUGGAAGAAGUAUUUCGUCGUGGAUUUCGUUUUGCUACCUCAUCCGACAUAUCGACGCCAUACAAGAUAGGAAUAAGCCACAAGUUCAAAGUACUCCGCCUCACGGAGAUUACUAUCCGAGCGAAACACGGAGAUCGCGGCGUGCUGCAUCUCGAAGCGUUCCCAGCCAUUCGGAACUUGCCUUCGCUAUCAUGGCUGGAUAUUAUGUCCACCGAUAUUAUCCGGUGAAGUGUGUGAUCCGUCUGUUGAAAUAUUACUGCUUGUGCGUUUGCGCUCCAGUCGAUAUCCGGCUCUGCCGGAUGGACCAUUGCUACAUGGUGAACUGGUUCCUUGACCACCAGGCGCUAUUCCAGUCUCUGAUGACGGCUCCCAACGACUCGACUGUGGCAGACAGAGUUGGGCACCGCGGCAUGAGUUACAGCAAGUUGCGACGAUCCUAUGGCCUGACCAUGUCAGCGGACAUGAUACGGUGGGUGGGUGUCUUUUGCAGGUAUUAUGGAGAUGUUUAUGACCAGAGCCAUGCUUCGGUCCCUAGCACCAGGGAUUCUAAGAAAUGUGGGCUGCGAGAAGUCUCAUUUCCUGCUGCUAGAUUAGAGAGCAUCGCUUACGUGUUUCCUCGAUGGCGUAUCGGUAGAGCUGUUUCUGGAGAUAUCUGGAUUUCCGCGAGCAGUACAUGGCUUUUGGCCGGUCUCGCGUCCACAGGUUAUGAUCCUGAUGUCUUACGCUGUUGA
Messenger RNA from Aspergillus puulaauensis, 786 nucleotides. RefSeq lists its product as uncharacterized. The coding region runs from base 1 to 786 and encodes 261 amino acids. The transcript has 4 exons. NCBI's taxonomy places the organism in Eukaryota, Fungi, Ascomycota, Eurotiomycetes, Eurotiales, Aspergillaceae. The record is from RefSeq and is a predicted model, not a curated record.